AAACAAAAACUUGGAAGUUUAAAUUUCUUUCUCCCCCCCACCCCCUUUUGGAAAAGCAAAGAUAAUAAAGGUCUUGAUUUGCUUGGGAGUCUCUGUAGUCCCUGAGGAGCGCUUUCAGACUGUAAGAAAUUUUCCUGAGAGGACACCUCUGAGAAACCAGCUUUAUGCUGUAGUGGGUGGCCAGCUUGUGUCCUGGGGGGCCAAUUGGUGGCCCAAGGAGAGAAGAAAGCAGUUUUAACUGGCCACUGGAAAUGCUAACAUGUGCUGGGUGGAACUAGCCUAGGGCUGUCACUGAGCUCAAGCUAACCAGCUGCUUUAUGGGAACAAGAUGCUAGGAAACUUGAGCCGGCUCUCCAAGGAGCUGCCCCCUGCUAUGCUGGGGCUAUUGCCCAGUCACAGCAAACUAACCUGUUCCUGGAGAGGAGAAGAGCAGCUGCGUGUCUGUGGCAGGAUACCUGAGACCCAGCUGCCUCCUCGUGCUCUUCCCCAAUUAUCGUGUCCUUUACCUCAGCUUCCUCAGAACCUCUUCCUUAUGUCUCCUAGCUGCAGCCUUUAAACCUCCUUGCAGUAUUCCCGGAAUGCCCCAGCGUAGCUGUUGUUAUCGAGGAUAUCCUUCCAUGCUGUUGUUCUGUCGUGUAACUGAAAACUUGCAAUAUAGAUCCAGCCUGCAAACAACCCCAGGGGAAAAGAGUAGUUUCCAGCAUUGCCAGUUAUUGCUCUUGGGUUAUCUGGGAGGCAGUACAGUUAGGGCUACUUGCUUUGUACAAAUAUUAGUUGGAGCAGGACUGGCAUCCAGGUAUCAUCUCUCUCAGGUAAGUGUUCCGAUCACCAGGCUAGACAGGAACCUGUCUCCCUCAAGGAAUAGCUAUUUAAUACAGGAUGGAUCUGCUGCAGUAGGAAGGAGUUGAGGAAGAUCUAUUCCAGAAUAACCUGUGCUUCAUGGCCAGAACGUUUACCUGAGAGGUGAGAGGCCUUGGUUCAUCAUCUCUGCUAAGAACCACAUACUGCCCAACUAAACUUAUUUCAAGUAUUCCAUUAAAAUUUAGUUUAAUGGAACAAAUCCUUUUCCUUUGAAUUAUGGGAAUUUGGUAGAGAUCUUAAAUAUUUAAGCAAUAUUAAAUGGUUUUGAUAGCAUAGAGAGAAAUAACACGUGGAACCUGGUGAUGUGAAGAAACUCGUUAAACUUUGGGUGGAGUGCCUUCAGGUGCAAAAGCCACCCUUUCCUCUGUAGUAUCUCAUGAAGCACAAAAAAGCAGUUAGUGAAAAUGGUACUUCUCACAUACUACCUAACUGGGCUGUCCAGAUGAAGUUAACAAGGACUGUAAUUUGUUGAAACAGAGGGCAUAGGAAAGUCUUCUGUCCAACUUUGAAAACAUCCCAAAAAUUAGUGAAAAAGUUUGGUUGUCAUAGCCAGAGAUGAUCUAACAGAGCUAUUAUAUACUAUUUGAGGGCUACAGAAAUGCUAUAUUUAGAAAUGUAACUGAGACAAAGCCAGAAGAGCAAAUAGUUGCAUCCCGACUUUAAAAAUGUCCGUGCAAUCACACAUGCAGCUGCUAUGACUGGUCCUGCAGAUCUGGCAUUUGUGUGCACGGAUGUCUUGUUAGCUGUAUAUUCAAUUUAGCUGAUGAUCUGGAUUGCUUCUUCAGUCAGAAUCUAAGAUGUAAGCACGGUUUGCAAAAGUUUCUUUAAGAGGUGAAAUUAGGAAAAUAUUAACUACAAGGGUUAAGCAAGUACACAUAUUGCUUUAGCUGUAUAGGUGAGAGGCUCGCUGGGCUCUUUCUGCCCUGAAAUAUUACUCCUAAUGAAAAGAUUUCUUGUUAGGAGUGGGGCGGGUAUACUCAUGUCUUUCUCACUUGGUUGAAGUGAGAAGACUUCUCAGUGACAGAAGUGUUAAUUCUGAAUAACAUUCAGCCCAAACUUACUAGGCUUUUCUGUGCAUUUUGCUGAACUGCAGCUCUGCAGCUGCAUCAUUCAGAUUAUGAAAGAAAAUUUGCAGUUGACCUACAUAGUAAAAUUUUAACCUUGUUAAUGAUAACACUGCAGAAGAUAAAGUGGCAACUCAGUCCACUGAGAAAAACAAACAAGCAAGUACGGUUGAUGAGUCCCAAGUAUAAAAUAACCAGUGACACACAGCAGCUUGUUUACAAACAUCUCACCAUACUGAUUCAUGAACUAGGCGCAGGACUAGAAUAAUCCAUCUCUUGCAGUGUUACUGAUGUAACCUGUAAGCUGUCGGGUGGACCCCUCUGAUGCUGGGCAAUUAGCGUUGCCCAUCGCUAACUUUGAUUGCUUUUUUCCUGACAGAGCCUCUCAUGUGGGAGGAGGGUCAAGAAAGUUGAGGAAUACAAGUCAUAAAAUAACAUGUACACGUGUGACAGAGCAUGGAGCUGCACCUUUGUAAUGCAAUCGGAUCUUUCCAGAUUAGGAUCAUUUAAUGCCAGUUAGAUACUUUUCUUUAACCUAACAAGACAAUCAACGCUCGUUUGUCCUUUCUGUAAGUGCUUUUCACUGGUGCUAUAGGUAGGCAUUUCGGGAGCUAAGGAGAACCCUCUUGCUUGGUCCCCUCUUCUCUCCCAACCUUAUCUCCCAGACAUUUAGGAUGUCGCAUCCCGUGAGAAGGGAGGACAAGGGGAGCAGCCGUCAGCCUUGGCAGGGCUGUGCCCCGGCAGCAGCUGUGGGGGAGCCCUCCCUGUACCGCCAGUGGGGCAGGAGCAGGCUGACCCUCAGCACCGGGAGAACGCGAGUCAGGUGAGAGGGAGUCCUGCUCGGCAGUCCUGUUCGCCCGCUGAGCGGACUGAUCCGGGUGAGAGCCUGAAAGCUACAGCAGGGAAGGUAGCUUGUAGGCGAGCCAGCUGUGACCCCUCCGUUCGUUCCCAAGGUGGCAACGGCCUCUUCUCCUUCCAGUGUAGUGCUUCUCUGGGUGCUGUAACCCCACUUUCCUGUCCCGCCUGCUCGCUACAGUAGCGUUACAGGCUUAGCUUAUUCUACCUCAUUUGUGGUUGAAGGGGUCCCUUUAAUGUCACCUGUCACAGCCUUCACAGCAUGCAUGCAGCAGCACUAAUAUGAAUCCUUUUUCUGCCACUCCAUCAUGUUUUGAUAUCAUGAGUUAAAUAUAUAAGCUCAAAAAGAAUAAAUAUUAAUUAACUUUGAAAUUUAACAUGGAAAAUAAAUUUUUGUCCAAUUAAUUACAUUAGCUUUGAUGAAUUAGUUUUUCCACUCAGUACUAGUGAGACCUUAAAGCACUGUCAUGAGUCUGGACAUCAUCUUCAAAAACCCCAAACCCAGUGAAACAAUCUUAGAAGAGAGCAGGUAAAAGCACUGGAAGAUGCUGUAAGAUGUAGGAGGAAAGGUGGAUGGUCUGAGCACAUUCUCCAGAAAGAGAGACCAAAGAGACCGAGUCUGUGCAUACACCCAGAGGAAUAGUCUGAAGAGGACAAAGAUCAAGUAUUCCUGUUGGUCAAGAGUCAGGCUGUUAAUAGGUUUAAGCUGCAGAAGGAAAAAUUCAGUCUAAAAAUUAAGAAAAUUAUAUAACUGGAGGAAAAGUGAGACAGUGAAACCUGUUGCCAAGACAGAGAGGUUGUGAAACUGGAGAUUUUCAAGACUAGGCUAGACACCCAUCCAUCAGGGAUGGCUUUGGAAUAACUGAGUAAAUCCAGUGAACAAUGCAAACAGCUUGACUAGAUGACCCAGUAACAGUCCCUUCCAAUCCAAAUACGUUCCAGAGACUUCUGAAACCUCCCAGUAGUUGGCAACUUUUACAUUUCCAGCAUAGUAAUGCUGUGUUACUGCCAGCUGUACCAUCAGUACCUUAUGCUAAAGCCAGUGAUGUAUCAGACAUAAGGUGCUGAACCCAGCACCUUUAAUAGCAUUUUUUUUUCUGCUAGGUUGAACUCGUCCUUAAUCCAUGUGAAGACUUUUUGGAAACACGUUCUAGCAACUUAACAGUUUUCAGUCUCCUAGUAAAUUCUGCUGUGUUAAAGAAGAGCCUGUCCAAAUGAGCAAGACAUCCCAGCAGAACACCGCAACAGAUGCGAACGGAGUAAGCGUGAUUCACAGCCAAGCGCACACCAGUGGUUUGCAGCAGGUUCCCCAGUUGGUGCCUGUGAGUCCCGGCGGUGGAGGCAAAGCUGUGCCUCCGAGCAAGCAGGGGAAGAAGAAUUCCUUGGUGGAUAGAAACAGUGAUGAGUAUCGCCAGCGCAGAGAGCGAAACAACAUGGCAGUGAAAAAGAGCCGGUUAAAAAGCAAGCAAAAAGCCCAAGACACGCUGCAGAGGGUCAACCAGCUCAAAGAAGAAAACGAACGUUUAGAGGCAAAAAUUAAGCUCCUGACCAAGGAGCUGAGUGUACUGAAAGACUUGUUCCUUGAGCACGCACACAAUCUUGCAGACAACGUGCAACCUGUUGGCACUGAAACCACCACAACAAAUCCAGAAAAUAACGGACAGUAGGCACUGUUGUGAAACGAACUCCAGAGGUACAGCUUGUCUGUGCUGCCCAUGCAGUAACUGAGCAAAAACUGUUCUUUUAACCAUUAUUUUGUGGAGAUCUUUUUAGGUUUAACACUGAAGAUUUGAUACAACUAAAACAUAAUUUUAGAGUACUUGUUUUAAAGUGUUAAAUAUUUUUGUUCUCUAAAUGGUUUGGCUAAUAAUUGCAGAUGAUCUAAAUUCACAGUCAACAAAGAGCUUAGUAUUAGGAAAAUAGCAUUUCCACAGAAAUGUUCACUUACCUUCUUAUGUUUUGCAUAAUGAGAGGAGUCCAGCAGGAUGGUUCACUGUAGUAUCAGUGACUGAUAAUUGAAAGAAAUGUCUUUUAAAUACCUUUUAAUGUAUUUAAGCCUUUUGUUUUUUCCAUUACAUAUUACAAACCUGCAAAGGCCAUAGAGGGAGUUUACUUUCCUCCUUGGUGGACUACUUUAAAUCUGUAGAGCAAGUCCUGUAAAGCACCAUUUAGGUCCUUCUUAUCCAGUUGUAGUUAAUGGGGAGGGUGUAGUAAUAGUGAGCUGGGAUGCUUACUAAUGUUUUCUAGAAAAAUAGCAAUAUACUAUGACGACGUAUACAGGCAGUUGGCUUCCAAAAUUGCAAAUGCUAUUCUGAAGCAUCAUGUAUGAGGAGGGGUAAAGUAGCACAUGGAGAAAGUCUUUCAAGCCUGUGUUCAUAGGUUAACAUUGUUCACAUAGUCACUCUGGGGCCUUAAGAGAACUUGAUUUUGGUUUUCAGAAAAUGUCAAAAUGCUACCAAAAAACUGCUCUGCAGAAUGGCCAAGGUGCAGGUAUCAGGGAGAACAAAACGUGUGCAGCUUGGCUAAGCGAUGAAAGGGGAAACGCAGCUCUGCUCAGUCAGAAUAUAUGGAUCACUGCUCAUUUUCAUUCAUUUCCAUUUUCGUGGCUGUUCAGAUUUGCAACAAAGAUCUUA
Molecule: messenger RNA, 5413 nt
Organism: Struthio camelus australis
Lineage: Eukaryota; Metazoa; Chordata; Aves; Struthioniformes; Struthionidae
Source: RefSeq, a predicted model, not a curated record